CCGGCAGCCUGCGGCAGGCGCUGCUUCCCGAAUGUCCGGCCACCGCGACGCGGCCGCUCCGGCGGAAGAAGACAGCCCAAAGAUGAGAGUGAUUCGCGUGGGCACCCGCAAGAGCCAGCUGGCUCGCAUACAGACGGAGAGUGUGGUGGCAAUGCUGAAAGCCCUAAACCCAGGCCUGCAGUUUGAAAUCAUUGCUAUGACUACCACAGGGGACAAGAUCCUUGACACUGCACUCUCUAAGAUUGGGGAGAAGAGCCUGUUUACCAAGGAGCUGGAACAUGCAUUGAAGAUGAAUGUAGUGGACCUGGUUGUUCAUUCCCUGAAGGACCUGCCCACUGUGCUUCCUCCGGGCCUCACCAUUGGAGCCAUUUGCAAACGAGAGAACCCCUGUGAUGCUGUUGUCUUUCACUCAAAGUUUGUUGGGAAGACCCUAGAAACCUUGCCAGAGAGGAGCGUGGUGGGAACCAGCUCCCUGCGGAGAGCGGCCCAGCUGCAGAGAAAGUACCCGCAUCUGGAGUUCAAGAGCAUUCGGGGAAACCUCAACACCCGGCUCCAGAAGCUGGACGAGCAGCAGUUCAGUGCGAUCAUCCUGGCGGCAGCUGGCCUGCAGCGCAUGGGCUGGCAACACCGCGUGGGGCAGAUCCUGCACCCUGACGAAUGCAUGUAUGCUGUGGGUCAGGGGGCCCUGGGCGUGGAAGUCCGAGCCAAGGACCAGGGCAUCUUGGAUCUGGUGGGCGCGUUGCAUGAUCCCGAGACUCUACUUUGCUGCAUGGCGGAGCGGGCCUUCCUGAGGCACCUGGAAGGAGGCUGCAGUGUACCAGUGGCAGUGCACACAGCUAUUAAGGAUGGACAACUGUACCUGACUGGAGGCGUCUGGAGUCUGGAUGGCGCAGACAGCAUGCAAGAGACCAUGCAGGCCACCAUCCACGGCCCUGCCCAGCACGAAGAGGGCCCCGAAGAUGACCCUCAGCUAGUGGGCAUCACUGCCCGCAACAUUCCUCGAGUAGCCCAACUGGCUGCGGAGAACCUAGGCAUCAGCCUGGCCAACUUGUUGCUGCACAAAGGAGCCAAGAACAUCUUGGACAUUGCACGGCAGCUUAAUGAUGCCCACUGACUGGUCUGUGGGGCACAGGUGCCUGCGCCCCAGCCCUCCGUGCCCCAUUCCCGUUGCUAACUGAGGAGUGGCCACCCCGGGGACGGAGCUGCAGGGUCGGCCUUGCCCGCUCAGCAGGCGGGGGCUUCACCCCCGGAGGCCCAGCCCUCGAGUGUAAACAAUACUAAUAAACCAGCUCCGAAGGU
Messenger RNA from Molossus molossus (Pallas's mastiff bat), 1299 nucleotides. It is a transcript of the gene HMBS, whose product is annotated as hydroxymethylbilane synthase. The record is from RefSeq and is a predicted model, not a curated record. The transcript has 14 exons. Bases 32 to 1114 code for a protein of 360 amino acids. Gene Ontology annotation, biological process: heme biosynthetic process. Lineage: Eukaryota; Metazoa; Chordata; Mammalia; Chiroptera; Molossidae. Gene Ontology annotation, molecular function: hydroxymethylbilane synthase activity. Gene Ontology annotation, cellular component: cytoplasm.